Batrachochytrium dendrobatidis JAM81 is the source of this 1518-nucleotide messenger RNA. RefSeq lists its product as uncharacterized. The transcript has 7 exons. Bases 1 to 1518 code for a protein of 505 amino acids. NCBI's taxonomy places the organism in Eukaryota, Fungi, Chytridiomycota, Chytridiomycetes, Rhizophydiales. The record is from RefSeq and is a predicted model, not a curated record.
AUGCAUAUCGAAGGCGACAUGAAAAGGGCCAAACCCAACGUCGCAGGUCAACCCGACUCUAUACACCAGCAGCACAGCAUGCCCGGAAAGCAUAGUCCGCAUGUCCAACAAGGUCAGCGCAGUCCGCUAACACAACACGCAAUGGAUCCGAGCCAUCAAAUGCAUCCUGGAUCUUCCCAUGGCAUUUUGGCAGCAGCUCCUACUUUGGGACCAUACUCGCAUCGCUACGCAUCUUCAAGCCGGCAACAGCAUCCAUAUCAGCAUCAGUCCUAUCAACCACCCCAACCCUCCCAUUCACCAGUGCAGUAUCCAUCUUCUUUGGCACAUCCUCAUCAUCCACCGUCCAAGCGAAAAUUUAAUCAGUUUACACAGGAACCUGUUGCCGAUCAGCAGAGUCUAAUUAGAUGCCCUGGGCUUCAACAAAUUUUGGCUACAAAAAACGAAGUAAGCGAUAGGGUCAAAAAUAACAAAGAACUUGCCUAUGUAAUUGAGUCAUCACCACAGAUUGUCCAGUUUUUUCAGCUUAUUCAGAUGGAUCGUAUUGUUGAUAGAUUGGAGGCAAUUGAGCAAAAACUGUCUCGAAUUGAUAAUCUAGAGCGAUCGCUUGAAAAAGCCAUGAGUACAACAUCGACUAAUCUUCAAAUUUCAAAUCCAUGCUUGAUAGAGCUCAAAACCAUUGCUGCUAAGCGGAUGAACGGUGUGCGAGGAGCUCCAUACCAUUGUGAAAACGAAAAUAAGGAGAUUUUGAAAUUCUUGCGACAGCAUCCCAACAGCUACAUGUCGCUGCACAAUUUUGUCAAGGAAAGUCAUACACACGAAGAGAAAAUUGGAUCUAGAUUCUCUGAACUAAUUACAAAUGCAAAGUCGGGGCGAAAGAAAUUGCUGGUUCCGAAAAGCUCGUCUCAUUUGUUUCUGCCCUCCAUGUCCAGUUUAGAUGAAUGGACUCGUGUUAUGUUUGAUUCAAGAACCGAAGAACCUACAUUAGAUCAAGUUGCACGUGCUGCAUUCUUGGCAAGUGCAUUGCUUCGGUUUUUUCGUGAUCAUGGUCAUCUUUUGCAAGUCAAAAUCAAUGGGAGCUCGCCUACCCUUUCAUGUACGUGCCAAAAUGCCUAUGAGCAUCUUCCCGCCCUGCGUGAAUAUCACAUGAAGAAAUCCUCUCAGGCACACUCUCGCCUGGUAACUUCGUUUGCAAAAAAGAAUUGGCUUUUGAGUGGAUUUUGGCGGGACUUUGAUCGUGCUAUUGACGAAGUGUAUCAGCAUGCAGACUGUGAUAGGAUUGUGCAGCAGGUGAUAGAAAUUGAUCGUGCUAAUUACACAACUAGCACAAAACCACAGGGAUCAAUGGACGGUGUCCAUUUGGUUCCACCUCGAGAUCGUCCCUUGCGACGGUCUACAGAUACAUCGGUAGUAUCUCUUGCUCCAUCUACUGUUUCUUAUGAAGGAAUUGGAUCAUGUGGAUCUCCUCAGCCUGCCGAGGAAGACUGGUUCUCAUUGGAGCGUGGUGAAGAAGAUACAUGA